This is a messenger RNA of Ceutorhynchus assimilis (cabbage seed weevil), 4003 nucleotides long. Lineage: Eukaryota; Metazoa; Arthropoda; Insecta; Coleoptera; Curculionidae. The record is from the annotation of a GenBank genome assembly.
AUCAUGAUGAAAGCACCUAUUCAGUUUACACAAUAACAUAAAAUUCACAAAGUUCUAGUUCAGAAAAUCAAAAUUAUUUUUCUCCUUUAUGGUGUUUAGAAGGAAUUUAUUUUAUUUUUCAGUAUUAAGCUUUUUCUUACAAGAAAUAUAAUGGAGUAUACGAUAGAAAAUUUGGAACAAGCCGUAGCUGUAUUUUAUAGGGCUGAAACCACUCAACAGGCAGAGGCUCAUCAUUGGUUAACGAAGGCCCAGCAUUCAUCCCAAGCUUGGUCUUUUGUAUGGGAACUUCUCGAUCCGCAGCGGAGUUUUCAAGUUCAAUUCUUUGCUGCCACAACACUACACACCAAAUUAAUGAAAUAUUGGGAUGAAGUGCCUGAGAAUCACUAUGAAUAUCUUAAGAAAAACAUACUAGAAGCUAUCAUCAGUUAUGCUAUGGGUCCUAAAAUAGUUUUAAAUCGUCUUUGCAUUGCAUUGUCGGCCUACAUUAUUCAUACUAUACCAAACCACUGGCCUAAUGCUUUUGAGGAACUGGUUUCGAGCUUCCAACCGCAUAACUUACCUGCUAUAGAAUCAGAAAGAGUUAUAUGGAUUUUGUUGGAAAUAUUAACUGUGAUCCCACAGGAGUUUGACAGCACUGUCUUGUCAACAUCCCAAAAAACUAGAGUAAAAACCGUACUUUUAGAAGUAUCCAAAGAUAUAAUGAAGGUUGUUGAAAUGUGUUUAAUGCCUAUACCAGCAAAAGGAUUUGAUAUGUCAAAUCUAACAACUUACAUAACAGCAGCAAGAUGUGGAUCAGCAUGGAUACAUUUGGGUGGAAUGACUAUUGUAGAAUGUGAUUCCGUUUGUAAUUUAUUAAUUGAUCUUAUUUGUUAUGUUUAUUGGAAUAAAACGGAUCCUGAAGGUCCCUCUGCUGAGGAAACAGAAUUAUCUGAAGUAAUUGUAGAAGCUUUAACAAUUAUUAUCCAAGACCCAGUCACUACAAAAUAUAAAUAUUAUGUUACUAAAUUUGCAGCAAAUAUUUUAUAUAAAUUCGAAAAGAUUUUAGAAGCUGAAAGGGCCUCUAGCGAAUUAAAUAAGGAUGUGAUAGCUAAUUUAUAUGGCUUGAUGGUAACAUUAGUUGACAGUCAUACAAAUAUUUUGAUUGACAAUUUCAAGUCAACAAAUGCUGAUGAGCAAAGAAUUAGUUGUGAUCUUCUAAAUUCAUUAUUGAAAUGUACAAAUUUGCCAGGAUCAUAUCCCACAGAUGAGUCUAGUAGUUGCUUGACAUUUGGAUUUUGGUUCACUUUACAGGAUGAUAUUCUCAAUUUUGACGCCGCUGAAUGUGCUCAAUUAUUACUUAUGGUAAAACCGUAUUAUCGAGAAUUAGUUUGCAUACUUCUCAGAAAGUCAAUGCUUCCUUUAGUAGAUGAUACCAGUUGGACAAUAGAAGACAAGGAAGUAUUCCGUUGCUACAGACAGGAUAUUUCAGACACCUUCAUGUAUUGCUACAAUGUCUUAAAUUUGGAGAUGCUGGAUAUAUUAACAACCAAAUUGAAUGAGAUUCUCAACAAAGAUAACAGAAAUCAAUUCUCGCAACCCCCAAAAUGGAAUGAAAUUGAAACAUGCCUGCAUGCAUUUUGUGCCAUUGCUGAAAGUAUAGAAAUGGAGAAUUUGUAUUUGCCAAAAUUAAUCUUAACCAUAAAAGAUAUUCCUUUCAAAGAUUUACAUGUUAGAGUUUUGAUGACAGCUUUGGAAACCGUUGGUGCUUAUUCAGAGUGGUUAACAGACCAUCCAGAUUUGUUGGAAAAUGUUUUUCCCUUGGUAAUUGCAGGCCUGACAGAUCCAGACGUUGCUACUAGUGCCACAAUGGCAUUGAAGGACAUCACUCAGACUUGUCAUAAGUUUUUGUUACCAUAUGCCGAUCACAUUUUAAUAGCGUCUCAGUUGGUGCUCCAAAGUGGCUCUUUAAAAUUAGCAGAAUGUACAAGACUGAUGUACAGCGUGGGUAAAGUUUUAAGUAUUAUGCCAGUUGGAAGGAUAAUGGAUUUCCUCAAUGUCACUCUGGCUCCCACUUUUGAAGACUUUCGAAAAUUGUUACGUGAAAAACCUAGCCCCAGUGUUGCCAUGUCUCUAAUGUCAAGAUUGAAAGUUUUAUCAUCAUUGUUUAGUUCACUUUAUGUCCAAGUGGAGGAGAAUGUGGAAGAGAAUGUUGAGCAGCCAGUUUAUUUGAUAAUGGAAAAUACCAUGUCCUAUUACAGCGAAAUUGCCGAUAUUUAUAACACCAAUCAAGAGGUUAUGGUGGACUUAAGUGUGCUCCUAAAAGCCGUAGUGACAACAUUAAAAGAUGACUGCAAGCCACUAAUAAAAGACAUACUCCAAAUCGUUGUCACUUCUUACAGAGAAAAACCACAAGUUCACAUAUUGGUAGUUGCUAAAACUAUUGUAAUACUAUUUGGACGAUCUGAAGAGUUUCGGCAGAUAAACCAACAGCUUGUGCAGGAAAUUUGUAACAGAACACUAUUAAUUUGUGCUGAAUGUAACAACAAUAACACACUUUCUGAUAUAACUGAAUUAGUUGAAGGAUUCUUUUUGAUAAUGACAAGUUUUGUUAAAAAAGUCCCUCAGUUGAUUUUUAGCAAUGCAAUUGAUACUUCUGCUUUGUUUCAGUGUGCUAUUUUAUGUUUAGUGUUAGUAGAAGCGCAAACAGUUAGAGCAAUAUCCAGUUUUUUGGCAAAUUUCAUAACUCAAAGCCGUGAAGUAUCUCAAGUGGAUGUGGUACAAACAUAUGGAGAAGGUUUAGUAUUACGAAUACUUUUAAAUUUGGGUAGUUCAUCUCCUCGAGCUUGUUUUGACCCCCUGAGUGAUAUAAUUUUAGCAUUAAAUAAAAAAUACUGUGAUAAUUUGAGUAGAUGGUUGAAUACUCUUCUGGCUCAGGAAAAUUUUCCGUCUUCUAAGAUAACCGCUCAACAGAAAGAGACGUUUAUAAAAAUAGUUUUAAGAGAAAAGGCAGGCAAAAGAAAAUUAUGUGAUUCCGCCUUGGAGUUUGCUCUUAUCUGCAGAGGAAUAUUAAAACAAGAUAAACAUUUACCUUGAGCUGCAUACUUCAACUAUUUAAUUUAUUAAGUAAAAAUAAUUGAUGUGUACAUAGAUAAUUAUUAAAAUUUAACAAUUGUCCAAACUUAAUGUUAUUUAUUUAUUGUUUUGUCUAAUACUCCAUACUUUUCCAUUAAUUCUUGUUUUCUUCUCCUCAGCAAGGCUUGUUCGAUUUCUUGUUGUGAUGGAACUGGUACGUGAGCCACAAAUCUUUGUUGUGACCCAUCGAGAAGUUGCUGACUUGGAUCUUCUAGUAUUUCAUCUUUCUCUACGUCCUCAUCAACUGCAUAUACACUUACUUCUUGAUCCUCUUCAUCCGAAGCUUCACCUGCAGCCUUUCUAGCUUCUUUCUUUGCCUUCCAUUCUGUUACUGCUUUUUGGACAGCUAUUUUUUCAGCUUGCAUUUCGAGUGGUAUCAAAAUACCAUCAUCAUCAUCCAUAUACCCAUAAUAAUCUGCAUCAAUAUCUUUCAUUAGCUCUGCCCGGGUCUUUCUAGGAGGAGGAGGUGGUUCUUGUUCAAAAAGCUCUCUUACACCAGGUAGCUCUUUUGCUGCUCCAAAAUAUUUGUAUCCUCUAUUUCCUGGUACUUCCUUUCCUUCAUGAUCCAACAUUCGAGGGCCGAUUUUCUGAUAAUCAGGACCACCAAGUUCUUUUAGUUGGUCUUCCCAGUGCCGUUUCUCCCUGAGCAAUUUGUUAAUUUCGUCGUUCAAAUCCCUUAUUCUAAAUUCACCUAAACCAGCGUUUUGAAUCUGAGCGACUUUUUUAGCUAUUUCUCUGAUAAUGUGCAUACGCCAUUUCUCACAUGCAUACAAGCUUUUGCAAUCCGAGGCUAGAUAAGGUCUUCUUCUCUUCGAUUUAUCAAUUUCCCCUGCUUGUGCUGCCCGCCAUCUUGCGAGUGUUGUCAUCGCCUUUUCUGCGUUUCUUGCCUGAA